AACUUGAUUAAUUAUUUGUCUUCAAUCUUUAAGCCAAACUCUGAAAAAAGAUGCAUCACACAAAGACCGAUUCCGAUGCCACAAGUCUCACAGCGUCAUCACCACCCCGAUCACCACGCCGACCUGUCUACUACGUCCAAAGCCCAUCACACUCAACUCCAGCGUUACUCAGCCCAACCGGUUCACCACCCCAUUAUUCUCACUCAUCUAUAGGCCACCAUUCUCGCGAAUCAUCUUCGACACGUUUCUCUGGGUCCCUUAAACCACACGGGUCAGGCAAAAUCACGCCGAACGAUAUCGCGUUAAAACGUUAUUCGAAAACUUGGGAAAUUGAUGAUCAUAAUUUAAAACAGUUUCAUAAUUAUCAUGAUACAAUAGAAGAAGAAGGUUUGCUUGAUGAAGUUGAAUAUAAAAAAAACAUUCGUAGGAGAUGUUAUGUUUUGGGAUUUGUUGUGUCUUUUUUGGUCUUGUUUAGUUUGUUUGCUUUGAUUUUAUACGGUGCUAGCAAGCCACAAAAACCUAAACUUACUAUGAAGAGUAUAACAUUUGAGAGAUUUGUGAUACAAGCCGGGUCGGAUUUUACUGGAGUGGCGACGGAUAUGGUGACCAUUAAUUCGACGGUUAAAUUUACUUUUCGUAACACCGCAACGUUUUUCGGUCUGCACGUUACAUCUACGCCGAUUGAUUUGUCCUUUUCUCAAAUUGCACUUGGAACCGGAACUAUAAAGAAGUUUUAUCAAUCGCGAAAGAGCCAACGACUAUUGAGCGUUCCAGUGAUGGGGAAUAAGGUCCCAUUAUACGGAAGUGGUCAGGGCUUGAAAAGCUUGAAAGGGAUACCAACCGCGCCCGUGCCAUUGAACCUAUCCUUCGUGGUUCGAUCUAGAGGUUACGUUUUGGGUCAAUUGGUCAAACCAAAAUUCUAUGACAGAGUCGAAUGUAAAGUUGUUUUUGAUCCUAACAAGAUCAAUGUUCCUAUGUCACUUAAAAAUAAUUGUAAAUUAGUGUGACCAAUUCUUUAGUACUUUUUUUGGUCAUGAGGGAGUGGUAUACAGCUAAGUAAGUAGUGGCCUUUUUUUCCUUCUUUUUAAUAAUCAUUAAAUGUGUAGAUUUUUGGACACGGAAAUAUGUAAGAUAUAUACAGAUUGGGUUGACGUUGGCA
Messenger RNA from Erigeron canadensis, 1159 nucleotides. RefSeq lists its product as uncharacterized. NCBI's taxonomy places the organism in Eukaryota, Viridiplantae, Streptophyta, Magnoliopsida, Asterales, Asteraceae. The record is from RefSeq and is a predicted model, not a curated record. The coding region runs from base 51 to 1007 and encodes 318 amino acids. The transcript has 3 exons.